Messenger RNA from Rhizoctonia solani, 777 nucleotides. Its product is annotated as chromosome segregation protein spc25. NCBI's taxonomy places the organism in Eukaryota, Fungi, Basidiomycota, Agaricomycetes, Cantharellales, Ceratobasidiaceae. The coding region runs from base 1 to 777 and encodes 258 amino acids. The transcript has 7 exons. Gene Ontology annotation, cellular component: Ndc80 complex. The record is from RefSeq and is a predicted model, not a curated record. Gene Ontology annotation, biological process: chromosome segregation.
AUGGCGACGACAAAGGGAAACACACGGCCUGCAUUGGUGACGGACCUUCGUAGACUCUUGGCUCAACCGAACCCAACAAUCCCACUGUACUUCGAGUCAACUCUGGAGAAAAUGACGGCGUUCAAGAGUGCGGUGAAUGCAUAUGUGGCGAGCGGCCAAGCCGAAAUCGCCCGGCGACAAGACAAACACAAGUCGGUGUUGAGAAGAGAGCACGAAAAAGUGGUCAAGAUGAAUGCGGAGAUUGAGCAGUUUAGGGUGGACGAGAUGAAUUUGAUGAAGACGCUCAAGAAGGAACAAGAAGAAAAGGCCGAGGCCGAGGCGAAGCUUGCAGAGUACAACUCUCAGUUGAAAGAUGUGGAAGAGACUAGAGCGACUGUGGAUGCGGAAUUGGAAGAUCUGCGGUCUAGGACUGACAAGUUGAAACUUGAGAAAUCGCAAGACAUGGCUAAACUUGAACAUCAAGUUGCCUUGAACGAGCCAGAAGCCCGUGCACUGAGUGAUUUACUCAAAUGGACGGUCGAAGGUGUACAGCGCGACGUGCUCCGCAUCAAGUUUACACACAUUGACGAAUCCGACUGGGCACGCGAGUUUAGUUUUGUCGUCGAUCUGAGCGAACAAACGUAUAAAGUGACGACAUCUUCGCCGCUUCUUCCGCAAAUGUCAGGUCUGGUGGAAUGGCUCAACGAGACGCGUGAAUUUUACUGGUUUGUGAAAAAGGUACGGAUGGCGUUUGGGCAGUAUGUGCAGGACGAGCGGCGUGCUCGGCAGACACAGUGA